AUGCUGUACACUUACUCUACCACUGCACGCACACCGCUGGUGUGGUCGUGGGUGCUGCAGUCCGAGGCGUCCCAGGCGCUGCAGGAGGUGGUGCGCUUCGACAAGCCCUUCUUCAUUGUGUGUUUCAACCACACCAUGACGGCGGUCGUUCUACCGCUGGUAGUGGGGUUCUACUGGAUCACAGGGGAGAGGGAGAACGCACUGGACGUCGUGGACGUGCUCAAGCGCCACUCGGUCAUCCCGUUCGACAAGUUAUGCUGGAUUUCGGCCUGCCUGAGCCUGUUCUACCUCUUCGCGGACUAUUUCUGGUACGCGGCACUGGCCAACGUGAGCCCGUCUUUUGGCAAGAUCUGCGGCGUCUUCACGUCCUUCGUGGGGGUCACGAUGGUCGUCAUGUUCCAGGACGGGAGCGACGUCGGUGAGAUCGCUGGUACCAGCCUCGUUGCGGGUUUGCUGGUGGUUGUCUCUGCGGCGUUGUACCGCGGCUACGUGGUCGCGCUCAGACUCGCGGUGGGGGACGACAUCACGGACACCACGACGCUGCUGGCGAUGACGGGGCUCUGUGAGCUGUUCACCGUUCCGCUGUCGAUUGUGGGGAGUUUUGCACUGGCGUACAGUCCCUUCGAGUCGCUCCAAGAGCCGCUGGGAUUCCCCGUGACUGGGCAUGGAGUGUUCUUGCUGCUACUGAGUGGAAUGAUGGCGGUUGUGUUCAACAUUUUCUUGCCGUUUGUGGGCGUGAUGCUGACGAUCCCGCUCUCGGGGGUCAUUGACACGUUGAUGCAUCACACGGCGUUUAGUUGGCAGUGUAUUGUCGGGUCAGCGUUGGUGAUGGGAGGUUUUGGGAUCUUGGAGUACUGCAAUGGGCCUCCUGAAGCUUCGAAUUACACCGAAGAACCUGACAGCAUGAUAGCUCUGGUGUUGAGGAAGGAAUUGGAGGGGAAUUAA
This is a messenger RNA of Phytophthora sojae, 945 nucleotides long. RefSeq lists its product as hypothetical. The transcript has 3 exons. Bases 1 to 945 code for a protein of 314 amino acids. Lineage: Eukaryota; Oomycota; Peronosporomycetes; Peronosporales; Peronosporaceae. The record is from RefSeq and is a predicted model, not a curated record.